Messenger RNA from Pseudomyrmex gracilis, 1928 nucleotides. RefSeq names its product protein NDNF (gene nord). The transcript is spliced from 7 exons. The record is from RefSeq and is a predicted model, not a curated record. Bases 86 to 1828 code for a protein of 580 amino acids. NCBI's taxonomy places the organism in Eukaryota, Metazoa, Arthropoda, Insecta, Hymenoptera, Formicidae.
CGUCGCUGUCACCGUCGUCGUCGCCGUCGUCGUCGCCGGGCGUCAUCCGCGGAGAAAACCGAGAGGUACCAUUGCAGCACCGAUCAUGUCGCGCGUCACGAUCAUCAUCCUGAUGGCGAUACUCGCGUCGAUUGUGCGUGGCCGCGCCGCUUGUCCGUUCUGCGACAGACAACAACAAUUGGAGCAGUUGCAACAGUUGCAGCUGCAGUCGCCGCAUCAUCAUCAUCAGCAGCAGCAGCAGCAGCAACCGUAUCAGACGAUAGGCAGUCCGUUCGGCACCGACAGACCGACCCGCGUCCAGGAAUUUAACCGGACCGGCGUGUUGCAUCCCGAGUACCAGAUACCGGCGACCAUCAGACCCGGUAACGUGUCUCAGUUCUAUUAUUUGAGUCCACGGGAAGGACCACCUCUCACGUUACUCGUUAGCCCGUGUAGCGGUCCGAUAUCUUGGACGGUCAGUUACGUGGCGCCGCCCGAAAACGAUCAGGAAGUCGACGGGAUAAAGUCGCAAACAACACGAUGGCCUGUGAAGACUCUGAAACCGGGUUCUCCUCUGUUCUCGUACGAGGGCGCGGAGGACCAAAAUUUCACGAUACCAAAGACGCGAGCCGGUCUCUACUGGUUCGAGAUCAAGUCGUUGGAGCUGACGACGAGCAACGACGAUUCGGCGGAACGUCCGCCCGGCACGGUGCUUCUUUACGCGACGUCUAGCGCUCUGGACCACGUGCCGGCUAUGUACGCGAACGAGGAGUAUAGGUACCGUUCGCUGAGGUUUCAGCAGCGACGAAGCAAGCGGCGACUGACGAUAUCCUGGAGCAAAAGCCCGGUGGAUCCACAUCUCUCGAACUACUGUUUGGCCGUCACCUCGGGCUCGCAGCCGCAUCCGUCGACGCUCUGCGCCGCUCGAAACGUGCUGAAAGCUCAUCCGCGUCUGACGAGAACCGGCUCCUCCUCGUCGAAGGAACAUCAUCAUCGCAGUAUUCCAGAAGGGUUACAUUGCGUGCGGCAGACCAAGCUGACGCUUCACAGAAUGAGAUACGACACUACGUACAACUUCACUCUAUAUGUGGUAAACACACGGAACAACGUUUCGAAUCGGGUUGCCACCGACGCUAUCAGGUUCAGAAAAACCCCAGAGCUGAUACUGCGAACCGGUCGCUACACCGUAGCCAAUCUACGGAAGACAGACGGCUUCGUCAAUUUUCGUUAUCGUCCGCCGGACAAUACUACGAGCACCUUUCACGUACUUCCCUGUGGCGGAGGUAUCGUGAAGGCGAAAUUAAGCGGACCAGGAGUAACGCGGGAAAAAGAGGUGGUAGGAUAUGCCUCAUUGCGUGUGCCCCCUCUACCUUCCGGCAAAAUGUACACGUUGCGUAUAUCGACCACACCGCAGGAGCUGGUUCGAGUAUCCACCAUAAAAGUGCUAGCGACGCAAGAAUCAUCCACGAUUUACCCGCAAAUACCGUCGAGAAGUACACCGCGGGAGUACCGAUCUCUGAGGACCUGCCACGAGGUAACGAUAGGCGUGGAGCCGGCAGGGGCCGCCAAGUAUUGCAUCCUCGUAAAGGAGCUUCGGAGUUCGUCGUCCCUGGCAAGCGUCACGACCGUUCCGGAUCAGUGCGGUCUCCAUCGGCGCAGACGGUCCGAGUACACGUUCGAGGUCUGCGAGGAGAAGCGAAGUCCGCCGAAAGACAGAGCGCUUCCCUUCACCUUGAGGAGGCUGCAGCCCGGCAAGGCUUAUCUCUUGCAGGUCACGGCUCAGCUGAAGGGCCAGUCGUUGUCUUAUCCUCUUCUGGGUGUACGCACGCGACGUUUUUGUCUAACAUGAUCCAUAGAAUUCAAUUCCUUAUUAAGAGAACUUUGUUUUCAAAAGCGUUGCGACGAUUCUCAAAAAACUCCAUCCACACGAAAAAAAAAAAAAAAAAAAA